Messenger RNA from Priapulus caudatus, 1511 nucleotides. RefSeq lists its product as uncharacterized. Bases 71 to 892 code for a protein of 273 amino acids. The transcript is spliced from 5 exons. NCBI's taxonomy places the organism in Eukaryota, Metazoa, Priapulida, Priapulimorpha, Priapulimorphida, Priapulidae. The record is from RefSeq and is a predicted model, not a curated record.
ACAGCACGUCAUUCUACCUGGAGACAUUCCACGCGAUUACCGAUUCUCUACGGACAUCACUAACGUAAUCAUGAAGAAAGUGGUAGUUUGUCUCAUUUUGAUGAGUCUUUUCACGAGUGGUUUCUGCCGCCCUACUGGUAUUAUCCAAACGCUAUUACAUUGGAAAAAUCACGUUAAGGAAGCCAUUCAUGACGUUAAACACAGUAUAAAAGAAGCAAUAUUUGGUGUUGAUCAUGAAGAGAAUGCACACACCCUGUCUUUAUCUAACGGAGAGAAACUCAAGGAAGCUUUGCGUGAAGGUGGAGCUUCGAUAGCAGAGUUUUUGGAAGAGGCGGAGGAUGUAGGCGAAACGCUCCUGACUAGCGUGCUGGCCAGAUUUAAAGAUGGCGGCCAGCUGGAGGCUCUGAAGGAAACCGCUCAGAAGUGGAAAGACAUCGCGAAGGAGAAGCUUAGCGAGUUGGGCAACUUAACGGCAGAUCAGCUCGAGGAGUGGCGUGCCGCUGCCAGCGACAAGCUGAAGGAGUGGACGGAGGACGCCGGACCGCAGUUCAAGGACUGGAAGAUGAAGCUGGAGAGGCUGGGAAUCGUCGCCGACGAGUCGGUGAUGGAGCUGAGGGGUCUCAUCGACGAAGCCAUCGAGAACUGGGAGGCGAUGAAGGUGACGAUCGGCACUAACUCGUGCACCGACGUCAGCUACAAUCACAACAUACAGAUAUGCUGCAAUGGAAACGUCUAUUCCAAGUUUGGUUUCAUCACUAUUCACGCGUGCUGCAGAGAAUAUUUGUAUGACAUCUUCUCUCAGCAAUGCUGCUACGGUCAGGUCCUCAAGGAAAAUGAGGAGUGCAAUGAGCCAACUGAACUGUCAGAUAGGAAAGCACAAUUCGAGCAAUAGACAUCCUACCUAGUUUAUGGGAUCUGUGGAUAUAAUUGUCAUCUAUUUCAUGUUAUUGUGUAAACCCAUGUCAUUCAAAGACGUACGCGCACACACGCACGCGCGCACACACACGCACACUCACACGCACACGCACACGCACACACCCACACGCACACACACACACGCACACAUGCGCGCAUACACGCACGCACACACGCACACACACACACACACACACGACGAAUGAACGAUGAACCAUGAACGAAUGGCCGAAUUGGCGAAAGAAAGCAAAUGUGUGAUAAAACAAUACAAAUUGUCCAUUAUCCUCCAGUUUCAGUUCACACUAUAAAUUUGUGUGCGUUCAGACUAAUAAUCACUGCAGCCAUAGCGAAUUGAGUGAAUCUAAAACUCUCUCCCCCUCUCUCCUUGUCUUUUUCACUACUGCACUUAUUUGUCUAUGUAAUAAGACUAGACCGGGACAUGUAUUAUCCUGAACAUAUGUAUAUACCAUACAUAUGUUCAUGGUAUGAUAUGCUAGUAUAUAUACAAUAUAUAGAUUGAUGAUCCUGCGAAAUGAUACAGCUUUGUUGUUUGAAUACUGUUUCUAAAUACAGACAUGUAAUUUAUGUACCAACUG